UCGUUUAAGUUCUUUGUUUCUCGGUUUCUGCAUCGGAAAAUGAGGCUAAUAACAGUAUGUAUCUCAUAGUUUUAGGAUAAUUAAAUAAGUUUAUAUGAAAAGCAUUUAAAACAGUUCCUGGCAAAUAGCAUACACCAUAAAAAUAUUCACUAAAUAAGAUACAAAGAAACAUGUCAAUGUGGGAGACCCAGUAAGAACCAGGAAAUUCCAAGUUUGUUAUCAAAGCUCUUCACUCACAGGGCUUUAAUCCAAAUGCCCUCGUUAACUUCUACUUCUGCUUUUCCCAGUGUCACCAGGGAGUGAGUAGAAAUAAAGCUCCUAUCCCACCUCUUGGGAUUGUCCCCUCCCCUGGAAGGCCCAUAAUCUCCUUGCAUGUCAGCCUCUUCUCAGAAGUGAUUAAGGGGCCAGGCUCCAAAGCAGAUUAAAGGAACAGUCUGUGGCGUGCUCAGGGCAGGGGUACUCUACUGAGUUCAACCACCCUGCACUCCAAGAAUCAGCACCCAUGGCCCUUGUGCCAGGGAGCAGCGAGGAUGGGCCUUGGCCUACAGAUAGCCCAGGCUCUUCCCAGCAACCAGAAAGUCCUAGACUGACCAACCCUCUCUGGGAGGACAGAGGAGAAAUUAGCCAGGUUGAAGGUCACCAGGAUGUUCAGGUUAGUACUUCCCCACCUUGUGUCUUGAUGUUGGCUCAUCCAAUUUGGCCCAAGCCCCCUGCUGUGCCCAUCCAGGUUGUCUGUCAAAAGACCCGCCUCCCCUCCAUUGUGGUGGAAGCCUCUGAGGCUGAGGCGAGUGAAGAGAGUGGGGAGCUCCGGUGGCCACACGAGCAGCUGCAGCUGAUCACUGAUGAGGAAGAGGAGGUUGAGGUCUUCUUCCAGGACCAAAGUGAAGAACCAGGCUGGACUUGGAGCUCACUGGACCCCAAAUGCCCCUUAAGAACCUUUAACCCAGAACUCAGCUGGGGGCAGGAACAGGUAGAUCAAGAUGCCUCCUGGAUUCCAGAGGAGACAGAUUGUCAGGAAGCCCCCAAUCCCUGUCCUCUCUGGGACUCAGCAUCAGGUUCCCGUGUCUGCAGAAGCUGCUUUGUGGAAUAUUCCCAUUUCCUGCCUCCCAGGAGCUUUGAGGGUAAGUAUCACUCUCCCCAAACAUUUUACCUAGGUUUAUGA
This is a messenger RNA of Kogia breviceps (pygmy sperm whale), 1162 nucleotides long. The record is from RefSeq and is a predicted model, not a curated record. Lineage: Eukaryota; Metazoa; Chordata; Mammalia; Artiodactyla; Physeteridae.